Messenger RNA from Polyodon spathula (Mississippi paddlefish), 2225 nucleotides. Its product is annotated as EGF-like repeat and discoidin I-like domain-containing protein 3. Lineage: Eukaryota; Metazoa; Chordata; Actinopteri; Acipenseriformes; Polyodontidae. The transcript has 11 exons. Gene Ontology annotation, molecular function: calcium ion binding. The record is from RefSeq and is a predicted model, not a curated record. Bases 325 to 1764 code for a protein of 479 amino acids.
CCAGUUGGAACACUGAGACAGUCUGUAGCGUGCGGUGCUGUUCAGUCUUACUGUUUGUAUACAGUGCGCUGUCUAAUAGGGGCUGGCUUGAAUUCGCUUCUUUAUGGCAUAGUUAGUGCACCACUGCAGUGACUGGAAAGCUAGUGCAGGGGCAGCAGUAACACUGAACUGUAGCUUUGUGCAGGUGCCUUCUCCAACAGGACUUACAGAAAACAACUGACGGGAUAAUUGUUCAUUUUGUUCUCAUUAUCCAGACACACGGUAUCAAAGGGGAGCUGAAGAACAUUUCUGCUGACGGGAAACAAAAUCCACAAAUUUAAAAGGAUGAGACCUUUAUUUGCUUUUCUCAUCCUCUGCAUAAGCGCCGCUGUCCCGCAUCUAACUAAAGGGGAAGUUUGUGAGCCCAACCUAUGUGAGAACGGGGGUGCCUGCUUGACGGGGUUGGCUGACGAGCCUUUUUCAUGUGAGUGUCCUGCUGGCUUCACAGAUCCCAAGUGUUCUAGUAUUGUGGAGGUUGCAGCGGACGGGGAGGAACCUACUACAGCAGGACCCUGUCAUCCUAACCCAUGCCACAAUGGAGGGACAUGUGAAAUAAGUGAGACUUACAGGGGUGACUCAUUUAUAGGAUACGUCUGCAAGUGCCCACUUGGUUAUAAUGGAAUCCAUUGCCAGCACAAUAUCAAUGAAUGUGAAAAGGACCCCUGCAAAAAUGGUGGGAUUUGUACAGAUAUGGUUGCCAACUACUCUUGUGAAUGCCCUGGUGAAUUCAUGGGAAGGAACUGUCAGUACAAAUGCUCUGGUCCACUUGGAAUGGAGGGUGGCAUCAUAUCCAAUCAGCAGAUCACAGCUUCGUCUACACACCGCGCUCUCUUUGGCCUCCAGAAAUGGUACCCCUACUUUGCCAGACUGAAUAAAAAGGGCCUGGUGAAUGCCUGGACUGCCGCCGAGAAUGACAGAUGGCCGUGGAUUCAGAUAAACCUGCAGAGAAGAAUGAGAGUUACAGGACUGAUAACUCAAGGAGCCAAAAGAAUCGGGAGCCCGGAGUAUAUAAAAUCAUAUAAAAUAGCCUACAGUGACGAUGGGAAGACCUGGAGAACUUACAAAGUUAAAGGCACUGAUGAGGACAUGAUCUUCCGAGGGAAUGUUGACAACAACACCCCCUCUGCCAAUUCCUUCACUCCGCCUGUGGAAGCCCAGUAUGUAAGACUAUACCCACAGGUCUGCAGAAGACACUGCACCCUCAGAAUGGAGAUGCUUGGCUGUGAACUGACAGGCUGUUCUGAGCCAUUAGGGAUGAAAACUGAUCAUAUCCAGGAUUAUCAGAUAACCGCCUCCAGCAUCUUUCGAACUCUCAACAUGGACAUGUUUACUUGGGAGCCCAGCAAAGCCCGUCUGGAUAAGCAAGGCAAAGUCAAUGCAUGGACCUCAGGGCACAAUGAUCAGUCACAGUGGCUACAGGUCGAUUUGCUCAUUCCUACGAAAGUGACUGGCAUCAUCACCCAGGGGGCGAAAGACUUCGGACACGUCCAGUUUGUGGGUUCCUACAAGGUGGCAUACAGUAAUGAUGGGCAAAGAUGGGUGAUAUAUCAGGAUGAACAACAGCAUAAGGAUAAGGUUUUCCAAGGAAACUUUGACAAUGACACGCACAGAAAGAAUGGGAUAGAUCCCCCCAUCUAUGCUCGGUUCAUCCGGAUCCUCCCUUGGUCAUGGUACGGACGCAUCACUUUACGGGCCGAGCUGCUCGGCUGCACAGAAGAGGAGUGAACUGCUGGGAAAAAAACACAGCUCCCCAGAAUAGCCCUCAAAUAUCUCCAUAUGAACUGUGCGAAACCUGUACAAAUUUAAAAUCGAUUUCUCAUGAACAAGUGUUCGGUUGUGAUAGACAGGAAUCUCUGAUUUGUACAAUGACCUAAGCCUACCCUUGUCAGAUGUUUGUCUUUUUUAUUUACUUAGAAUGGCUGGGUUACCACUUUUCUAUACAGCAUGUAUUUGUUUGAUGGAAGGUGGGGGCAGAGAGUUCACACUGUGGUUAAAAGAUCCAGGAAAGCUGCAAUUUUGUUUUAUGUUUUUUUUUUUUUUUUUAUUUUAAUUGUAUUUAUUUUUUAUGAAGAAAACGGUAAAGUGAUCCCUAACAGUAGAUUGCAUUCUUAAAGAUGUGUUUAUGAGCACUGCAAUUGCAUAAAAAAUACACAACACAAGUGGAACACAGUGUUUUUAAUAAUGAU